AUCAUCUCCCGUAGCUGGUGCACAAAUUGCAAUAGAAUUAUCCACAUCAAUAAACACCUCAGCUUCAGUAGUAGAUAUUCUGAGAUUUACACUAGAUCCUAAACUCGACACGUUUUUGUUUACUUUUGCGAUCUUAAUGGUCAUUUACUGUACCAGAUAUGGAUACCUAUUCAAAUGUUUACAAUACAGCUGGUCGUUUUAACAGGUAUAAUUCACCGAAAAUAUCAGUUAAAUGUAGUCACUUAAAGAGAUAUGUCGUAAUAAGCAAUGUCGUAAAAACCAACGUUUUUUAUAAGGCGAUCUAACACAAUUCAGUCGAGACCUAUGAUUUUGGUCAAUAUAACCGGAAUGUUGUUCUAAACGAUGUCGUAGUAAACGGUUUUGACUGUAUAUGUAAUACUAGGUAUUAGACCAAGACAGUCUUGAUCUUGGUCCUGCUUGCUAAUCACUACUUUAGUGCUGUUUAAUCAUCAAAUUUUUUUCCAAAUCCUAUAAUAACUAAACUAUUGUACUUACUGAAUAAUUGGUUCACCUAUAAUAAUGUUACUGUAUAUACCAGAGAUAAACAAAAUGCAAAAACAACCAUUGAAUUAUUUCCAUCUCAAUAUCUCGUCAUUUUCGAUAAACUUAUUUUUUGUAGAACAAUUUUAGUCCUCAUAGCGCUUGUUAUGGUUAUAAGUACCAUUUACGACAUCUACCUUAAAACCGAGGAUAAAAAACCUAGCCAUAAAAUAUUUAUUUCGUACUCUAUUCUUACCAAUGGAAAGUUGCUGUUUAGCACUUCAAAAAGUUCACAUCAUCUUUUGUGCUUAGGAGGACUAAAAACAUUAAGUAUCUUUUGGGUUAUGUUAGGCCACAGAUACACAUCAUCGGAAGAUAUAAUGGCAAUUAAUUUCAACGAUAUUCAAACGAUGGCAAGACAACUCCGGAGCCAGUAUAUCCAAGGUGCACAGUAUGCAGUGGAUACUUUCCUAGUGUUAUCAGGAUGUCUCAUUACAUAUUUAGUCAUAAAACCAAUGACGGAAUUCAAAAAUAGAAUAGCAAAUCAAAGCAUGUCGAAAAAAGCUUCUUCGAUAACUUCUAUUACGUUAUUAAAUUAUGUACAUCGCUACUUAAGAUUAACACCGCCAGUUGCUGUACUUUUUAUGUAUUACGUCACAUUAGCUAGACGAGUAGGAAGUGGUCCAGGGUAUAAUUUCAUUACAGAUUCCCAAAGGCAGCCAUGUGUUGAUAAUUGGUGGUCAUUUUUUCUUUAUGUAGAAAAUUACGCACAUACAAGAAACAUGUGUAUAGUUCAUAUGUGGUAUAUCAAUGUGGACAUGCAAAUAUUUCUAUUUUCCCCUUUAUUACUGUGGUCCAUUAUUCUUUAUCCCAAGAAAAUGCUUUUUAUUGGCCUGCCCUUGUUGACAAUAAUUUCCACUGUGGUAGUUUUUCUCACUGUGUAUAUUAACGAAAUUGUAUGGUAUUCGAGUGAUUAUUAUUACAAAUAUUAUUUUGUAACGCACACACAUUUAGCCCCGUGGUUUAUUGGAAUGGCGUUGGGCAUCAUACUACUUAACAGUAAAAAUAAAAAGUUCCAACUAAACAAGAUGUUAACUGCUUCUAUUUGGUGUAUUGUAUUAUUAGCUAUUCCAAUUUUGGUUUUGGCUCAACGCGAUCCUACGUAUAAUUACGAAAGAUUUAAAACUUCCAUAUGGACGGCUCUUCACAAACCUGCAUUUGCUCUUUGUAUUUGUUGGAUUGUUUUUGCAUGUGAAAUUGGUCAUGGAGGUAUAAUAAACAAGUUUCUUAGCUCUUCUGUAUUUCAAAUAUUUGGUAGAUUGACUUACAGUAUGUAUUUGGUUCAGUUUAUUCCCAUUAUACUGGACGUAGGUCAAAUUAGGACACCAUUGUAUUUCAGCCACUUCACCGUAACACGUUCAUUUUUGGCUGAUCUAGUGUUGACUACAAUUCUGGCAAUAAUAUGGACAUUAGCAUUUGAAUUCCCUGUUAGAGCUAUUGAGAAAAUAAUUUUUGGAAAAGGCAAACGGAAAAAAGAAUUAGGAAACAACAAUGGGGAUGUACCAACUGAAUCUUCUGUACAAAUAACAUCUAUCAAAAUUAAUCUUAGUGACAAAUAACUACAAUAAUAAAGACGUGCGUAUAUGUUAUUAAUAAAUCACGAAUCAAAAUGUAAAAAAGAAAAUAAAACAAACAAAGGCAAAGUAGGCAACUGCCUCUGGGUCCCGUACCAAUAAAAUUUAUAAUUAUUAAUUAAAAACAGUUUCAAUAAAUUUACAUCAUUUGUUAGUUGUCACUUCAUUUUUAAUUAGUAAAUUAAAACUUCGACUAUACACUCUUAUGUGGGCUCACAUAAAUAUACCUAGGCCCCUUAUUUUCUUAAUCCGGCACUGAUUAUCACCACCUUACAUUCCGUCACUUGUUUUUAAUGUAAAAUAUUUAUUUAAAUAAUAUAUACUGUUUAUUAAAGAGCAUGCUUCAUUCGUCUUCCAACAUUUUGAGGCAUUU
This is a messenger RNA of Agrilus planipennis (emerald ash borer), 2508 nucleotides long. Its product is annotated as nose resistant to fluoxetine protein 6-like. The transcript has 10 exons. NCBI's taxonomy places the organism in Eukaryota, Metazoa, Arthropoda, Insecta, Coleoptera, Buprestidae. The coding region runs from base 669 to 2120 and encodes 483 amino acids. Gene Ontology annotation, molecular function: acyltransferase activity, transferring groups other than amino-acyl groups. The record is from RefSeq and is a predicted model, not a curated record.